This is a messenger RNA of Saimiri boliviensis boliviensis (Bolivian squirrel monkey), 405 nucleotides long. NCBI's taxonomy places the organism in Eukaryota, Metazoa, Chordata, Mammalia, Primates, Cebidae. The record is from RefSeq and is a predicted model, not a curated record.
AUGCAGAUUCCUUUGAAGAUGGUAACUAACAAAACUACUGCAUUCAUCUCCACAGAGGAGCAGCAAAACCUGAGCUAUACCAUCCAUGCCAAACCUGGCUCCAAACAAAAUGCUGUAACAGAUUUGACAGCAGAAGCCGUAAAUGUAGCUAUUGCAGCACCGCCAUCAGAGGGAGAGGCUAACGCUGAGCUCUGUCGGUAUCUUUCCAAGGUCCUAGAACUCAGGAAGAGCGAUGUGGUUUUGGAUAAGGAUGGGAAAUCUCGUGAAAAGGUGGUGAAGCUUUUGGCCUCUACAACUCCAGAAGAGAUCUUGGAGAAAUUUAAAAAGGAAGCCAAAAAAAACAUAAGAGCAAGAAAUGAGGCCAGGUGUGGUGGCUCAUGCCUGCAGUCCCAGCACUUUGGGAGG